AUGAGACACACGGGCAAACUGACAGACGGUAUUGGGAAUGGUAGCAUUGUGGACAGUAACAGUGUGGACAGUAACAGUGUGGAUGGUAACAGUAAGCAUUGUGGACAUGUGGACAGUAACAGUGUGGAUGGUAACAUUGUGGAUGGUAACAUUGUGGACAGUAACGGUGUGGACAGUAACAGUGUGGACAGUAACAGUGUGGAUGGUAACGGUGUGGACAGUAAUGGGGACAGUAACAGUGUGGACAGUAAUGGGGACAGUAACAGUGUGAACAGUAACAUUGUGGACAGUAAUGGUGUGGACAGUAAUGGUGUAGAUGGUGGACAUGUGGACAGUAACAGUGUGGAUGGUAACGGUGUGGACAGUAACAGUGUGGACAGUAACAGUGUGGAUGGUAACAUUGUGGAUGGUAACAUUGUGGACAGUAACAGUGUGGACAGUAACAGUGUGGAUAGUAACAGUGUGGAAGGUAACAGUGUGGACAGUAACAGUGUGGACGGUAAUGGGGACAGUAACAGUGUAGAAUGUAACAGUGUGGAUGAUAAUGGGGACAGUAACAGUGUGGACGGUAAUGGGGACAGUAACAGUGUGGACGGUAAUGGGGACAGUAACAGUGUGGAUGGUAAUGGAGACAGUAACAGUGUGGACGGUAAUGGGGACAGUAACAGUGUGGAUGAGAUCAAUUGA
This is a messenger RNA of Oncorhynchus gorbuscha (pink salmon), 687 nucleotides long. RefSeq names its product N66 matrix protein-like. The transcript has 5 exons. The record is from RefSeq and is a predicted model, not a curated record. The coding region runs from base 1 to 687 and encodes 228 amino acids. NCBI's taxonomy places the organism in Eukaryota, Metazoa, Chordata, Actinopteri, Salmoniformes, Salmonidae.